Daucus carota subsp. sativus is the source of this 2055-nucleotide messenger RNA. Its product is annotated as putative lipase YDR444W. Bases 439 to 1602 code for a protein of 387 amino acids. The transcript is spliced from 11 exons. The record is from RefSeq and is a predicted model, not a curated record. NCBI's taxonomy places the organism in Eukaryota, Viridiplantae, Streptophyta, Magnoliopsida, Apiales, Apiaceae.
ACAUCUUAACGGAACUCAAUCCACGCUCCUCCCGUAACACAUACAACACAAAAUUCCAAAGAGCAAAUUGCACAUACGUUGCUCCAUUUCUACAUAUAGAAUCCGCAGUAUGACGAUUUAUGCUUAGCUACUACUCCAGCUCAAAUAUAAAUCAUCACAUCUCUCCCUGGUUUACUAUAUAUAGAUUACAAAUUUACAAUACAGCUUGUAUCAAUAUAAAUAUAUAUAUGUACAUGGCAUCAUCCGCGCCUUCGUUGCUUCACUGUUCUGCACAAUUUGAUCUCAGAGCUCCACAUCUUUCGAAUUCUUCAUCAUCGCCUUCAUCGUCUUCGUCGUGGCUUCAUAAUAAUCAUCGCUCGUUGAGCUGGAAUUUCUCCAAAAUUUCAGUUUGCAGGCAUAACAAUAUUCUUGAAACAACAAGGCUCAAGUGCUCAAGCUAUGACUAUGAGUCAAGGACCUGUUGUGUCACCACAAGGCUUUAAUCAUCUGAAUGAUGAACCUGAUCAUCUUCUCGUCCUUGUUCAUGGCAUCUUGGCGAGCCCAAGUGACUGGACAUAUGUAGAAGCGGAAUUGAAAAGGCGUUUAGGAAGAAAUUUUUUAAUCUAUGCAAGCUCAUGCAAUACAUACACAAAGACAUUUGGUGGAAUUGAUGGAGCUGGAAGAAGAUUAGCAGAUGAAGUCUUGCAAAUCGUGAAAAAGACAGAAAGCCUUAGAAAGAUCUCAUUUUUAGCUCAUUCCCUUGGUGGAUUAUUUGCAAGAUACGCUGUUGCUGUUCUUUAUACACCAGACAUCUCGAGUACUGAUCAUUCUGUUGAUAGUCCCUCUUCUAUCAAUGGAAAUUCAAAAACAGAAUGCUCUGUUGGUAGAGGUUUGAUUGCUGGACUAAAGCCAAUCAAUUUUAUCACCUUGGCAACACCUCAUCUUGGAGUGAGAGGAAAGAAUCAGCUUCCAUUUCUUCUGGGAGUACCAAUCUUGGAAAAAAUUGCUGCACCAGUUGCUGGUCUUUUUGUUGGCCGAACAGGUAGCCAACUCUUCUUAACUGAUGGUAAACCAAGCAGACCACCGCUUUUACUAAGGAUGGCAUCAGACUCUGAAGAAGGAAAUUUUAUAUCUGCACUUGGUGCAUUCAGAUGUCGGAUGAUCUACGCAAAUGUUACAUAUGAUCAUAUGGUUGGCUGGCGCACAUCUUCCAUAAGAAGGGAGAGUGAACUUGUGAAGCCUCCUCUCAGAUCUCUGGAUGGUUACAAACAUGUUGUAGAUGUGGAUUAUUGUCCUCCUGUUUCUUCUAAAAGUCCGCAAUUUCCUCCAGAAGCAGCAAAAGCGAAGGGAGCAGCACAAAUUUCACCCAGCACACAGAACACGGUUGAGUAUCAUGAAAUUGUGGAAGAGGAAAUGAUACGUGGCUUGCAGCAGUUGGGAUGGAGGAAAGUUGAUGUUAGCUUUCAUUCUUCGUUUUGGCCUUUCUUUGCCCAUAACAACAUUCAUGUGAAGAAUGAAUGGUUUUAUAAUGCUGGAGCUGGAGUUAUUGCUCAUGUUGCGGAUAGCCUGAAGCAACAAGAAAAGGAACACGAAUCUUUCUUACACAUAACAGCAAAUUUGUGAUUGGCAUCUUCAGUGAAAAAUCAUACAACUUGUACAUGGAAAUGGUAAAGAAAACAAUAAAAGGGGUGAAGUCAUAAAUUCCUAAAGUGUAAGUAACUAUAUAUCAUCAGUAUACGAAAAUAAGAGUUUACUACUUAACAGUGGAAACGUUCGGAAGGAAGAAUAUGCCGGUGGCUCAUGUUUUAUGGUGCUCAUAUCUUUAUUUGACUUUUAAUGAAAGGGAUGCCUGUACAAGUAAAUAAUGGAGAUGCAAUCGUAGCGAAUUAUGGAUGACGUUGAGAGGAAAAAGAACAAGCGAUCAAGCAAGCAAUCAGUAACAAAGCAAUCGAUAAUGGUAAGUAACAUUUGAAAACUUGUUCUAGGGGUGUAGUUUUAUUGACAAUCUGAGUAGCUGCUGAACCAGUUACAGAAUGGACUAGACAUUUUUAAAGUUGAUCUAUGUGACUUUUUACA